Vicugna pacos (alpaca) is the source of this 1502-nucleotide messenger RNA. The record is from RefSeq and is a predicted model, not a curated record. NCBI's taxonomy places the organism in Eukaryota, Metazoa, Chordata, Mammalia, Artiodactyla, Camelidae.
UUGUGGGUAAUAUGUAUGCGAUCUCCGAGAUCGCGAGAACUGGCGCCUGCGCGGGAUUUCGGAUUUAAAGCCGCAGGACUCCUUUCUCCUGCUCCGCGGUCGGGGGCGGUGCCUAGAGCGAGGCGAAGGGGUCGGAGCUGCCGGCAGUCUGCGCGGAGAGGGACCCGGGAGCCAGGACUUUCCGGGAGGGGCGCGCGCUCGUCCCCACCCCGGCCAGGUGUCCGCCGGGCCCCGGCUCUGCGCACCAGGUGCCCGCUGCCCUGCCCGAGGCCCGGCCAUGGCCCAGCAGAGAGCCCUGCCGCAGAGCAAGGAGACGCUGCUGCAGUCUUACAACAAGCGGCUCAAGGACGACGUCAAGUCCAUCAUGGACAACUUCACCGAAAUCAUCAAGACCGCCAAGGUGGGCGAGGCCGCCAGUCUCCUGCCCCUUCUGAGACCAAGGGAAGUGGCAGGGUCUGGAGGUUGUGGACAGUGAUUGAGGACGAGACACAGGUGUCGAGGGCCACCCAAGGCGAGCAGGACAACUACGAGAUGCACGUGCGAGCCGCCAACAUCGUGAGUCACCAGGUCCGAGCCGGCGAGUCCCUGAUGAAGCUGGUGUCCGACCUCAAGCAGUUCCUCAUCCUCAACGACUUCCCGUCGGUGAACGAGGCCAUCGACCAGCGCAACCAGCAGCUGCGAGCGCUGCAGGAGGAGUGUGACCGGAAGCUCGUCGCCCUGCGGGAUGAGGUCUCCAUCGACCUCUACGAGCUGGAGGAGGAGUAUUACUCGUCCAGCUCAAGUCUUUGCGAAGCUAAUGAUCUGCCUCUAUGCGAAGCUUACUGGAGGCUGGACCUCGACACAGACCCUGCUGAUGGCCUCUCAGCCCCUCUGCUGGCAUCCCCGGAGCCCAGUGCCGGCCCCCUGCAGGCGGCAGCCCCUGCCCACUCCCACACCGGCGGCCCCGUACCCACAGAGCACACCUGAGCCUCCCAGGGCUCCCCUCCCUGGGCCUCUAGAACCUGCGGAAUGAAAUCCAGUGCCCCCUCUCUGGGCCCCCACAGCCUCAACUCCCUUCAGCCUUCAUUCCCCCUGGGGGAGCCACUAUGGCCCUGUCAGCCCAGGGACAGUCCACCUAGGAGUGUUCCCCCAGCCAUUCUGGGGUUGCUGUCUUCUGGCUGGCUGGGUAGAGGGAAGUUUCCAGGACAGUUUGUCCUGUUGGGCACCUAACAGUGGGGCAGGAAGGAUGCCUAGUGUUGGGAGGCCCGACCUGAGCUGUUUACCAGGGUGAGGGGAGGUAGUGCUCAGAGCGGACAGAACUAGCCAAGACCAGGUCUCCUACACAGAGCUCUGCCUGCUACUUCGCCUGGAAGCUCCCUGCGCUGACUGCCCCUGCAGGGCUAUGGGUAAGCGGGACCACCUGCUCUUACAGAAGUCAGGCAGGAUCCUUCCUGAUUUUGCUGCUGCACACAUUCUGGUUAUUUUUGUAAUGAGACUGUUGAAUAAAACCAGCUCCACCCUUU